CAUUUCAAAUUCUCGAAACCCGCUUGUCAACGGACCCUUCUAUCUAGCUGUACGGGAUCACGAAUGGCGACGAACAGUACUAUAGUGACGGGAUGGGUACCUGAACCAGAGGGCCGUGGAACAUUCGGCAUCCUAAGAAGUUGUAUCAUGACCCUAGUCUUGUGUGUCUAUACAGCACUGCACCUCAACAUCCCCGCACCCAAUCUGACGGCGUUUGCUGCGUGCAUGCGAAAAGGAAAGUGGGUGUUGAUGGGAUGUUUUGCUCCGGAACUCGUUGUCUUUGUUGCGUGGUGUCAAAGACGGCAAGCAACCCGCCUCUUGGGUCAGAUGAGGGAGGUGCCAGGAGACACAUACAGACUUUGGACAAUGACGCAUAGCUUCUACGCAACAAUGGGAGGAUUCGUGUUGAACACGGCGCAGGAAGGCCAAGACCCUUAUAUUCCGGGCUCGCCAAGAUUGUAUCUUCUCCCGGAGGGCACCGCGGCCCUGGCGAAAAUGGGACUCCUCCCCCCGGUGUCGAAAGACUAUAUUUUAGACAAGAGCAAUGCAGAUGGCCUUGCGAAGCUCAUCGUCGUUGCCCAGAGCGGCUGGUUCACGCUCCAACUGCUGACGAGGUGGGCCAUGAAGUUGCCUGUCACACCGCUCGAGCUUACCACCAUGGCGCAUGCAGUAUGCGCCUUGGCGACCUAUUUCUUGUGGUGGGAAAAACCUUUGGACAUUUGUGAUCCUACAGUCGUGGAUGGAGAGUGGGCAGCACCUGUGGCUGCUCUAAUGUGGAUGUUCAGCAGGCUGAGCAGCAAAAGAUUUGGCUCAAGACUGGGCGGAAACUCGUCGAGACCCUUGGCAGAAUGCGACGACAUCUACUGGAUUGAUGAUCCCAGAGCACUACUAGAUACUUUGCAGCCGCACCCUCUGGCUUCAUACGAGGACACAUCAUCCCAGAGCGUAAGCGCCGACCACGUCAUGCUAUUCGAUCUAUCACGCGGCUCUGCAUUCUACCGGAAACUCUUGCCAGAUGACAGCACUUCAAGGCAAUAUCCGUAUCCCAUAAGACUGGACCGUGUUACCCUGAGAAGAUGGGAGCUGUUUCGCCAGUGUAUCCGCGACUUUCCAGAACUCCCGUCUCUCCUCAAGCGCGCUACAGUCACAUCACCCAUGGAGCAUAUAUGUCCACCGCUUGACCCAUCCGGACCUGUGUUACACGCACUGCGAGAUCAUAUCAGAACCGUUUCAGGCGGCCCAGGCAUGUGCGGGGUAGAGGAUAUACAGUACAACUACACCACCCGUAUCCUCCGGAACUUGGGUCUUGAGCUCCUAAUCGUUCUCGUCGUCUGUGCACUCGCUUACGGAGCGAUACACGCAGCAGCUUGGAACGACCACUUUCCAUCAGGACAUGAGCUUGUUGUCUGGAAGACAUCUUGUGUAUAUGUCGCGACCUGCGGACCUGUGGCAGCAACUCUCUGGCUGGUCUUCUUCUCUGAUGCUGUCCUGGACAAGGAAACGAUUAAAGGGGAAAUCGGUUGUUCAGGGAAUCACUGGUUCUGGAUCUCCUGGAUUCAGAUUGGCUUGUUCUUCCUGGCAUUUCCCGCCGCCGUCUUCUAUGUCUUGGCUCGUAUCUACCUAGUCGUGGAAGCGUUUGUUAGCCUGAGAAGUCUCCCUUCUGGAGCCUACAGCAGCACUGAGUGGACGCAGUACUUACCACAUCUUUAA
This is a messenger RNA of Lasiosphaeria miniovina, 1710 nucleotides long. RefSeq lists its product as uncharacterized. Bases 64 to 1710 code for a protein of 548 amino acids. The transcript is spliced from 4 exons. NCBI's taxonomy places the organism in Eukaryota, Fungi, Ascomycota, Sordariomycetes, Sordariales, Lasiosphaeriaceae. The record is from RefSeq and is a predicted model, not a curated record.